AUGAUUCACUACAAUGUGAAGGGCUACCACCUCCCAGGCACGGUUUUGGGUGUUGGAGACCCAGCGCUUCUGGGGUCCUGGUAUGCUCUUGCCGUGGCCUCAGGUGAGAAGGGCUUUGCGUUGGAUAAGGCCUCGAAGAACAUUGAUGGCGUCAUGGUGACCCUUACUCCAGAAAACAACCUGAAAUUGUUGUCCUCCAGGCACAGGCUGGAGAGGCGUGACGUGAACGUGGUGGAGCUGCUGAGACAGAGCUCUGGAUGUGUGUUUGAGAACCCCUCCCUGGGAGUGUUGGACUACCGGGGGCUGGGCACCAACUUCAGGGAUUACGCCAUUGUGUUCACCCAGCUGGAGUUCAAGGAUGAGGCGUUCCACAACAUGGAGCUGUACAGCCGGACGGAGCUGGCCAGCCAGGAGGCCCUGCGCCUCUUUGCUAGGUGGAGCAAGGACCUGGGAUUCCUGUCUCAGCAGCAGGCCACGUGGCAGCCGGACCAUGAGUGUCACCCGAUGCCCACGGGACCCCAGCUGAAUUCUGCUGGUGUCGAGGUCCCGCCGGGCCACAGGGAUGAAUGCGUCGACCUCUGGGGCGACUGUGCCCGCCGAGUCCUCUGA
This is a messenger RNA of Odobenus rosmarus divergens (Pacific walrus), 609 nucleotides long. RefSeq names its product epididymal-specific lipocalin-6-like. Gene Ontology annotation, molecular function: small molecule binding. The record is from RefSeq and is a predicted model, not a curated record. The coding region runs from base 1 to 609 and encodes 202 amino acids. The transcript has 6 exons. Lineage: Eukaryota; Metazoa; Chordata; Mammalia; Carnivora; Odobenidae.